Molecule: messenger RNA, 210 nt
Organism: Arctia plantaginis
Lineage: Eukaryota; Metazoa; Arthropoda; Insecta; Lepidoptera; Erebidae
Source: the annotation of a GenBank genome assembly
AUGCAACUUUGCCAUCACCACCUAAAGCACAUUAGAAAUAGCCCGUUUGGGAACAACAUCACUCUCAUGCAGAUGAAGAGUUUGGUAAAACAGACAGAAAUGACGGAGCCCCACGUCAUUCAGCCGCAGACCACCCGUGUGGAUGCGGGAGCACAACAUGGACGCCGACAAUACGAUCAUACGCUCGGGGAUCUCUUCUUCGACGGAUGA